This is a messenger RNA of Staurois parvus, 303 nucleotides long. NCBI's taxonomy places the organism in Eukaryota, Metazoa, Chordata, Amphibia, Anura, Ranidae. The record is from the annotation of a GenBank genome assembly.
CUGCUCUAGUAGGAUGUAAAACCUCUAACCCACUCUCUGGAAAGUGCUGAUUGGCCCUGUGCUGAUCACAUGCACUCUCCGAAGAAAAAAAAAAACCUCUCUAGCAAUACACAUCAAACUGAACAUAUAACUUUGGCUACGGGUUCAGUCUGUCUCAUCAGUAGAAGAAGAGGAGGAUCAGAGAAGAUAGGAUCAAACAUCCUUUUUACACAAUGCAGAGGAUUAACCCCUUAGGUUCCACAGUGAGUAUGACAAGCAUGUUUUACUGCAUAUACAGACUGGUUUUUACCAUUGUGGGUUUAG